AUGGCAAUAACUGCUGAUCACAUCCGGGAUAAACUCAUGAAAGAGCUCCCAGCGUCACAUGUGGAUGUGGAGGAUACGUCUCCUAACAGAUGUGCUGCCAGCUUCAAAGUCCUGGUGGUUUCAUCGCAGUUUGAGGGAAAACCACUGCUGCAGAGACACAGGAUGGUGAACACGUGUCUGGCCGAGGAGCUGAAGGAGAUUCAUGCAUUGAACAGGAAGACGCUGACGCCGGAACAGUGGGAGAAGCAGAAGUCUCAGUGAGAUCUGUCUCGCUUCAUUCCCUGGAGUUUAGCACUGUUACCAUCAAACACAUCUGAAAACUUCUCCUCACUUUAAAGAGAUGCUGUCACAGAAAACCACCAUUAAAAUACUUGAU
Messenger RNA from Salarias fasciatus (jewelled blenny), 376 nucleotides. RefSeq names its product bolA-like protein 2. Gene Ontology annotation, biological process: intracellular iron ion homeostasis; protein maturation. The coding region runs from base 1 to 261 and encodes 86 amino acids. The transcript has 3 exons. Gene Ontology annotation, cellular component: nucleus; cytosol. NCBI's taxonomy places the organism in Eukaryota, Metazoa, Chordata, Actinopteri, Blenniiformes, Blenniidae. The record is from RefSeq and is a predicted model, not a curated record. Gene Ontology annotation, molecular function: 2 iron, 2 sulfur cluster binding.